Molecule: messenger RNA, 570 nt
Organism: Coffea eugenioides
Lineage: Eukaryota; Viridiplantae; Streptophyta; Magnoliopsida; Gentianales; Rubiaceae
Exons: 1
Coding region: 1-570 (189 amino acids)
Source: RefSeq, a predicted model, not a curated record
AUGGAGCUGUUCCAAAAAGCCAAAACGAUUCGCCUGAAAAGCUAUAGGGACAAGUACCUGACAGCAGAAGAUGAUGAAGAAAAUGUAAUCCAAGAUCGUGAUGGCUCAACCAAGAAUUCAAUAUGGACAGUAGAAUUCGUCCCAGGAAGAGAUGUUAUACGCUUCAUAAGUUGCUACGGCAAAUACCUGACGGCCUCGAACAUGCCCCUCGUGCCCAGAAUGCCCGGAAGGAAAGUUAUUCAAACUCUUCCAAAUUGCAGAGAUCCAAGAAUUGAUUGGGAACCCAUAAGGGAUGGUUUCCAGGUCAAGCUUAAAACGCUUUGGGGCAAUUAUUUACGUCCAAAUGGUGGUGUGCCACCUUGGAGAAAUUGUAUUACGCAUGACAUCCCACAUUUCAGCACAACAUAUAAUAAAAUUUUGUGGGAUGUUGAGGUUGUUGAGACUCGUCCAAUUCCUGCUGCUCUUAAGAACCAUAAGCGAACGCAUUCUGAUUUUACAUUUGACAGAUCAAGAUCAUGUUCUGCUGCUUCUUCUUCCUUCAUGUCACAUCAACCUAACGUGAUGAAUUAA